AUGCCGGAGACGGGAGACGUGGAUCGUCAGAUCGAGCAGCUGAUGGAGUCCUUCUUUGCCAUUGAAAACAAUGAUCGAUGCGGUUGGGGGAUAUCUCCUCAUGGAGCAGGCUACACGUUCGGUCAAGAUAUCACUACUCAGUUUAACCAAACAAAUGGACCCAGUCUGAUUUCAAGAGCACACCAACUCGUCAUGGAAGGUUAUAAAUGGUGCCAAGAAAAGAACGUUGCGACUGUGUUUAGUGCUCCAAACUAUUGCUACCGAUGCGGAAACAUGGCUGCGAUUCUUGAGAUAGGCGAGAACAUGGACCAGAACUUCCUUCAGUUCGAUCCAGCCCCACUUCAAGUCGAACCUCAAACUACACGCAAGACUCCAGAUUACUUUUUGUAA
Raphanus sativus (radish) is the source of this 390-nucleotide messenger RNA. Its product is annotated as serine/threonine-protein phosphatase PP2A-5 catalytic subunit. Gene Ontology annotation, molecular function: protein serine/threonine phosphatase activity. Gene Ontology annotation, biological process: peptidyl-serine dephosphorylation; mitotic cell cycle. NCBI's taxonomy places the organism in Eukaryota, Viridiplantae, Streptophyta, Magnoliopsida, Brassicales, Brassicaceae. Gene Ontology annotation, cellular component: cytosol. Bases 1 to 390 code for a protein of 129 amino acids. The record is from RefSeq and is a predicted model, not a curated record. The transcript has 2 exons.